CCCUGCUGUAGUGACUUCCGCGUUGAAGUUUUAAGCAGCAUAUUUUUUUAUUGCGGUUGGCUGGAUUCAUAUUAGUAGAGGAUGGAUACCACUUCAACUGCUGAAAUUCGUCAUCCCUUCUGGCCACGGGACCUUUUGAUUCCCAAUUAUGUCGCCAAUGACCGGUCGAUGUCAGAGAUUCUGGUGUUCCUGUUUUCCGUUUCUGGGGUGUUUCUGGCUGUGACCUGGCUGAUCACGGGCUGGAAAAAGACCACAGGCAGGCUGGGGACAUGGAGGCGUCUGGCUGUGUGCUGGUUUGCCGUUUGUGGGUUCAUCCAUGGUGUCAUUGAAGCCUGGUUUUCACUGUAUUAUGAUAUAAUUCCAGAAGACCAGAGCUUCCUGUCACAGCUCUGGAAAGAGUAUUCUAAAGGAGACAGUCGAUAUAUGAUAGCAGAUAACUUCACUGUCUGUAUGGAGACUGUGACUGCAUGGCUAUGGGGACCUUUCAGCUUCUGGGCUGUGUUUGCCUUUUUAACCAACAAGCCUUACAGAUUUGUUCUGCAACUCAUCAUUUCAUUGGGUCAGCUUUACGGAGCUGUGCUUUACUUCUUCACGGAGCACAGAGAUGGCUAUACUCACAGUGAGUUGGGGCACCCAGUUUACUUCUGGUUCUACUUCGUGUUCAUGAAUGCGCUGUGGAUCGUCAUACCGCUGCUGCUCAUUGUGGAUGCAUGGAGACAGAUGUCAGCAGCCCAGGCACGCACUGACAACACAAAGUCAGUCAAGUCUAAAAGGAGCUAACCAGGGGUGGACUCGAGCUUUCUGAGGGGUGGGAGAGAAGAACAUUAACUUUUUCAUCAAUAAAUUUUUAAUGUGUUCACACUA
Messenger RNA from Scatophagus argus, 864 nucleotides. RefSeq names its product EBP cholestenol delta-isomerase. Gene Ontology annotation, cellular component: membrane; endoplasmic reticulum. Lineage: Eukaryota; Metazoa; Chordata; Actinopteri; Scatophagidae. The coding region runs from base 82 to 780 and encodes 232 amino acids. Gene Ontology annotation, molecular function: steroid Delta-isomerase activity; C-8 sterol isomerase activity; cholestenol delta-isomerase activity. The transcript is spliced from 5 exons. The record is from RefSeq and is a predicted model, not a curated record. Gene Ontology annotation, biological process: cholesterol biosynthetic process.